This is a messenger RNA of Drosophila busckii, 1119 nucleotides long. Its product is annotated as serine protease grass-like. Gene Ontology annotation, biological process: proteolysis. The record is from RefSeq and is a predicted model, not a curated record. The transcript is spliced from 6 exons. The coding region runs from base 4 to 1101 and encodes 365 amino acids. Lineage: Eukaryota; Metazoa; Arthropoda; Insecta; Diptera; Drosophilidae. Gene Ontology annotation, molecular function: serine-type endopeptidase activity.
AACAUGGAAGCGUUGCGAGCGAGUUUGUUGCUUGUCUUAGUGUGGCAUUUGCUGAUGGUGCAAUUUACGUUAGCAGGUGCGAGCCGUUAUUGCGUGCGAAAAGAUAGAAAGCACGGACAUUUUAAAACCGCUGCCAACUGUCCCAUAAUCCGUGAAAUAAAAGACCAUUGUAAACAAAAAAGUUGCAGCAAUGAGUAUCGCAGAUAUCUAGACAACUCUUACGUGGGCAAAAAGUUAUGCUGCGAGGAUGUGCAUCCAAGAGGAAUCCGUGUGCUAGAAACACAAAAUUGUGGUGUGUUUGCAAAUGCACCACAAGCGAUAGGCGGUAAAGAAGUUACGAUAAUGUCAAGACCCUGGAUGGCAAUAUUAAUGCUCGAUAAGUCCGGACAUCAGCGAUUCGCUUGCGGCGGCACACUCAUAACUGAACGCUUUGUGCUCACAGCUGCUCACUGUUUUACCGACCAACAAUUAAUUUUUGUGCGCUUGGGAGAACAUCAAAUAUCUACAACAGUCGAUUGCAGAAAGCACAAAGGGCGCGAUUUAUGUGCGCCAGCAGUUGAAGAUUUUCAGCAUGAGCACAUCCAUUUGCAUGAGAAUUAUAAACAUACUGAAAUCGGUCACGAUGAUAUAGCACUCAUCAAACUGAAAGGCAGCGUCAGCGUCAAGCCGCACAUUAGGCCCAUUUGCUUGCCCCUAACACAUUCAAUGCAAAUGAGGCCAUCGGUUAUACGAUCAUUUUGUUUAGAUGGUUGGGGAUUAACUGAGAACGGCACUGUAUCGGAUGUACUUUUGGAAUCAAACAUAAAUCAAAAGCAUAAAGAAAACUGUUCUUACAUCAUGGAUCCGAAUUUAGCAGCAGCAACAACUGCAAUUUGCGGCGGCGACAUAAAAGGAGAUUCAUGCGUAGGCGACUCUGGCGGUCCCUUAUUCAGUGUUGUCGGCUUCCAAGGCAGGCAGCGAUUUAUGCAGUUUGGCAUCGUUAGUGCUGGUUCCACCAACUGUAGAGCUGGCAAUCCGAGCUUAUUCACCAACGUAGGCGGCUUUAUGCCUUGGAUAAGCUACAAGAUUGCUGCAGAGUAUACGGAUUUUAAAUUUCCAUAAUUUACACAUUUAUUUAUA